Molecule: messenger RNA, 1467 nt
Organism: Galleria mellonella (greater wax moth)
Lineage: Eukaryota; Metazoa; Arthropoda; Insecta; Lepidoptera; Pyralidae
Product: neuropeptide F receptor-like
Exons: 3
Coding region: 23-1144 (373 amino acids)
Biological process (GO): G protein-coupled receptor signaling pathway
Cellular component (GO): membrane
Molecular function (GO): neuropeptide Y receptor activity
Source: RefSeq, a predicted model, not a curated record
AGUUUAUUUUUCAUUGUUCUAGAUGCUGGAUCCCAGCGUGAAUUUAACACUGAAUGUUUCUGCAAAAUGGAUCAUAGAAGCGUCUAAAGGCAUCCAACAACCUAAUGUUCUUCUUGAAAAAUUCUCCCAGAACAGGAAAGUCGAUGACCCGACUAGAGCACUCUUGCUUACGUUUUAUGGUAUCCUGGUAGUUAUCGGUGCUGUGGGAAAUGCUCUUGUUGUUAUAUCGGUAGUAAGGAAGCCAGUGAUGAGAACAGCAAGGAACAUGUUUAUAGUCAACCUCGCUGUCUCUGAUGCAUUGGUUUGCUGUGUUGGUACCCCUCUCACGCUUAUGGAACUUUUGACCAAACAUUGGCCUUUGCCAGACUGGCCAAGCUUGUGUAAAGCUUGCGGAGCUAUUCAAGCCAUAUCAAUAUUCGUCUCAACGAUAUCCAUCACUGCCAUUGCCUUGGAUAGAUAUCAGCUUAUCGUCUAUCCAACGCGACCAGGACUCCAAACCAUGGGUGCAUUAAUUACAAUGUUCUUCAUUUGGUUAACAGCCUUUACACUUGCAUCACCCCUCUUCAUAUUUAGAAGCCUAAAGACUCACAAACUAGGCUUCAUAGGAAUGGAUUCCAUAAGUUUUUGCAUAGAAGACUGGCCGAUAGACAACGGAAGAGCUAUCUACUCUGUAUUCAGUUUGAUCUUUCAAUACUUACUCCCCGUAUUAGUGGUAGUAAUUGCGCACGUGCAGAUUCAUCGGAGGUUGCGUGGGAGAAGACGGACGACUAGAAAAACUCCGGCAAUCUUGAUAGCAAUAGCGGUCACAUACGUUAUUAGUUGGUUGCCGUUGAAUGUGUUUAAUUUAGUAGCAGAUUUCAGCCCGGAACCCAUUUUGGACGAGAAACCAAUGACAAUAACGUACGCAAUAUGCCAUAUGUUCGGUAUGUCGAGUGCAGUGUCCAACCCUCUACUAUAUGGAUGGUUGAAUGAUAACUUUAGAAAGGAAUUCGAAGAGAUCCUAUGCUGCUGUCGUAAGAAGGGACAACUGAAGAAUAAUAUGAGGAUUAAGAGCAGAAAGAUGGAGACAGAGUUGACGGCGCUGCAGUUAGAACACACAGUGACCGCAAACACGAAAACAUCCCAAUGCUCCCAGAUUUUCUGACUAAAGACUUGCUUUAAAUAGCAGGAAAGUAGCAGUGUUGAAAUGCAAAACAUAUGAACUUACAGUGUCAAUUGGAAAUGACUAAAGUUUUGUUAAUACGGUGUAAAAAGUUCCUUUGUUAAUUUUUCAUGUUAAUAAUGUAAUAUAUGCGUAAGUUUGAAUAAUUUCUAUAGAUGUAAGAUUAUAUUAUAAUAUAUAAUUAUGCAUAAUUGUAGGUCUUAAUAUUGUACUAUACGUUUUUGAGCCCAGAACGUAUGGUACCAAUAUUUUAUAGAAAAAAAAACGACUUUGUUUUUUUAUAAAUAAAUCGUUAACUAAAUCGA